GAGCGGAGUGUGUGGAGUGAGCUCCCUCAGUAUUUAACCAGCGUGGCUUCAGCACUCAGGGGCGGCUCGAGAUUCCUCAUCCAACUCCAGAGAGCUGCUGUAACAAUUGUGGAGAACUUUACUUUAAAUCAUAUCCACCAAGUCGUCUUUUUAAAGAGAAAAGAUUUAAACUAUUGGGAAUAACUAUUGGGAGGGGAAAACUACCUCGGCUGGAAAAUUGACACGUUUGAAUUGCACGAUUUUCUGUUUCAUUCUGCUUGAUUCUUUUUUAAAUUAAUUUCAGUUUUUUUUUAAAUUUAGUUGGGUUUCACUCUCCCUGCGUCAGGGACCAGUGUAUUUUUUUUAUUAUUUUGGUUGGGGUGCUGGAAUCCUAUCCUGAGACAGCGGGAGUAACCUGAGCGGAUUUUGCUUUAAGUGUUUUUUUUUGAGAAAGGGGAAUAGAGAGAGAGAGAGUUCUGCAGAGAAUGGUCUCCGCUCCGAGCCUGUGGCGCCCGCUGCUCUUCGGCUUCGCCCUGUGUCAGCUCGGCGGCCCCGCCGACACCAGGAAAAGCUGGAAGGGUGCCCGACAGAACUCCCACUACCGCCGGCCCCAAGGGCUCUCUGCCCGGGAUAGGAGCCAGCAGCAACCAGCGGCGGCGGCGCCUGAGACCGAGGAGAGUUUCACUUUGGACUUCACCGCGGUAGAAGGAAACAUUGAUAACUUCAUGACUCAGAUCAAGAGCCUGGCUCAGUCCCUCUACCCCUGCUCCGUCCAGAAGCUCAACGAUGACAUGAGGCUCCACUUUCUGACCAACUCCUCGGUUACCUGUAACGACGGCACUCCGGCUGGGUAUUACAUGAAAGAGUCGAAAGGCAGUAGGCGCUGGUUAAUCUUUUUAGAAGGGGGCUGGUACUGUUUCAGCAAAGAGAAUUGUGACACGCGAUAUGACACCAUGCGCCGGUUAAUGAGCUCCACCAACUGGCCUCGAAGUAAAACAGGUACUGGAAUCCUGUCUCCUCAGCCAGAAGAAAAUCCUUACUGGUGGAACGCUAAUAUGGUUUUUAUUCCUUAUUGCUCAAGUGACGUCUGGAGUGGAGCAUCCCAGAAAUCUGAGAAAAGUGCCUAUGCUUUCAUGGGAGCCCUGAUAAUACAAGAAGUUAUCAAAGAGCUGUUGACUAAAGGUCUGGAAAAUGCAAAGAUUCUCCUUCUAGCUGGAACCAGUGCUGGCGGGACAGGGGUGCUCCUGAAUGUAGACAGAGUGGCCGAACAGCUUGAAGAGUUGGGAGUCCAUGGAGUGCAAGUUCGCGGUCUGGCUGAUUCAGGCUGGUUCCUGGACAACAAACAGUACCAGAGGACUGACUGCAUCGACACAAUAUCAUGUGCCCCCACAGAAGCGAUCAAGAAAGGAAUAAGGUACUGGAAUGGAGUUGUACCUGAACUUUGCAAGCAGCAGUUCAGAGGAGGAGAAGAGUGGAACUGCUUCUUUGGAUACAAGAUAUAUCCAACAUUAAGAAGCCCGUUGUUUGUGGUCCAGUGGCUCUUUGAUGAAGCACAGCUUACCGUGGAUAAUGUACAUCUCACAGGGCAACCAGUUCAAGAGGGACAGUGGAACUACAUUCAGAACCUGGGAAGAGAGUUGAAAAAUACUCUUAAGGACGUACCGGCUGUUUUUGCACCUGCAUGCUUGUCUCAUGAAGUGAUCACAAAAAGCUACUGGUUGAAUCUCCAAGUGAAAGGGAUCUCCUUACCACGAGCACUGCACUGUUGGGAUCGCAGCCUUCAAGAUGGUAACAGAAAUGGCAAGAAUUCAAUGAAGGGCUGUCCCAUCCAUCUGACUGAUGGCUGCCACUGGCCUCACUGUAACCCUACCUGCCCCACCAUCAGAGACCAGUACACAGGGCAGGAGAUGACUGUUAUACAAUUCCUAAUGCACAUGGGUUUCGAUAUACAGAAGAUGGCCCAGCAGCAAGGAAUAGAGGUUAGCAAACUACUCGGGAUGCUGAGCAGCGGGAGCUAAAAUACCUGCUCGUUGGGACUGAUGAGACGUUGAAUGCGUUUUACAAAAGACAAACUGCCCACAUGCAGCGGAGGAGCAGGCAGGCUUUUCUAACCGGACCUCAACAAUCUCUCAAAUCAAAACCUGCAAGGACACAGAUAAAAUACAAAGUGGUGGAAAGCACUGGAUUGAUCAAUGAAACAUAAAAGGAGGAAGGACCCUAGGUCUUUCUAUGCAACUGACAGUCUUCACAGAUUGGAUGACAGAACAAGAAGACAGAACACGGUGAAAUGGAUUCUUUUCCCUUUCAGUUCACAAUGUAAAACCGGAGAGUGGGAUUCAAGCAGGAUAUGCUGCAGUCAAACUAUAAUGCUGUGUAUUUUUUAACAAACUAAAACCUGUGCUAAUUUGGUAAUUUUACAUAUUUAUUUUUAUUAUGUAAAUCAUAUUUAUAAGUGUAAUGCAGGCAGAGAGCUAAAUAUGUUUCUUUAUAAAUUGUAAAUACUGUCUCCUAGUCGCAUGUUUUUGUAAUGGAAUUAAAACGAUCUCAUGACAAUCACUUUGGUGUGUUCUGCGUUAGUCUGUAAACACUGGAAGAUUCAAGAUUUAUUGCAUUUUCACUUACUCAUGUCUAUCUUUUGCCUUACACAGAGUAACACUGUUUACUACAGAUUCGGGCCAUUCAGCUCAUCUGAUCUGUACUGAUGUUGACACUCCCCUCUUCAGCCAACCCAUUCAGAAUUACCUUCUGUUUCUGACCCUCAUUUGUUUGUCUUCUGACUCAUCUUAAAUGCAUCUAUGCUAUUCCCAUCCAUGUGGUAGUGAGUUUUGUAUUCAAACCACUCUCUGGAUAAAGAUGUGAAUUUCUAGUUGGAAUUAAUAGUGGCUAUUUUACAUGUAUCACCUGCUUUUUGGUGAUUUCUAAUGGAUGGUCUGUAACAAGCAAAUCUUCUCACUGGGCUUCUCCAAUUGUGACAACUCCUGCUAUCACCAUGAUAAAUAUGGAAUCAUACAGCAUAGAAACAGGCCCCUUGGCCCACCAUGUAUGUGCUGACCGACAAACAGCCAAACUGAUUAAUCCAAUUGAUCUGCAGUUGGUCUGUCGCCUCCUAUACCCUAGCAUUUUUAAGUGCUCACCCAGUUGCCACCCAGUGUCAUAUCAUCCCUGAACAGGUUGAUUAAAAUAUAUCUAUAACUGGCUAUCCAGAGAGUGACAUAGUCAUACAGUCAUACAGCAUGGAAACAGAUCCUUCUGUCCAACCAGUCCAUACAUAAUCUC
Chiloscyllium plagiosum (whitespotted bambooshark) is the source of this 3255-nucleotide messenger RNA. RefSeq names its product notum, palmitoleoyl-protein carboxylesterase a (gene notum1a). NCBI's taxonomy places the organism in Eukaryota, Metazoa, Chordata, Chondrichthyes, Orectolobiformes, Hemiscylliidae. The record is from RefSeq and is a predicted model, not a curated record. Gene Ontology annotation, molecular function: palmitoleyl hydrolase activity. Gene Ontology annotation, biological process: negative regulation of canonical Wnt signaling pathway; protein depalmitoleylation.